AUGCUCUCUGUGAGUCCGCCACUUCGGCGUUACCGCCUUUUCCAUCCGCGGCGGGAGGCGAUACCGAUGCAUAUGUGCCCUGCUAAGACAAUAUUUCCGCUCAUUAACAGCAACAAUCUCCUUGUGAAGACGCGUAACAGUUGGGAGGACUUCACUGGGAGAAAAGAGUUCGAUGAAGAUCACCCACUUCCAGUUGUUGGGUCGCGACUAAAUGGCCGCACUACCCAACAUAAAUGGAAUCACUGGGAUCAAUACCUCAACCCACAAAUCACACAGUCGAUUAAAGACUUAACACCAACUCCCGAAUAUGUGGGAAUGCGCUGCGGCCACAAUAUGAUCAAAAUGGGAUGGAUGAAAAUAGGCGGGAGCUGGAAGUAUUCAAGGGGAUACAAUGACAGACGCCGAGUGUUCGCAAGAGGGCAAUGGCAGGAACGUAAAAUGACUCCCCGCUUCAUGCUUGCCCCUCGUGUCUCAGCCGGUGGCCCUCGCAAUCGUUACGAAGGAAAGUUGGUGUUUUCCCCACUGAGGCUCAGCAAACUUCUUUGGGCCAUCGAUACAGGUCGAAUAAACCCCAAUGAAGUGAUAACACUGUACCACCUGCGGCAGGCCAAUGUUGUGGGGGAACGCGAAAUUGUGUGGCCUGGAUUUGUGCUUAUAAGCAAUGGUGUGCGCCGUGUACCUUACCCCAUUCAUAUCGAAUUACAAAAUGCAUCGGCUGAGAGCAUUCGUCUUAUUGAAGAAGCGGGUGGUUCCUUCACGUGUGUAUAUAUGACGCAUGAAGGUCUAUACCAGGAACUGCAUCCCGAGGAAUAUCCAAUAUUUAUGGACCAGGAACUGCCGGAGCGCCGCGGCCUCGAGAGUUUAGCGACAAACCCCAGCAAACGUGGUUGGUUGACACGCUGGUAUGAAGACAGCAGUAAAUACGCACAUCCCGCCGCGGGGCGCCGCUAUUCUCAUUAUCUGAAACCGCCGACCGAACGAGAUUUCCCCGCCACAGUGGAGGAAUAUGAAAUGGUGAAACAUCAUCAAAAAUGGCACCUCAAUCAACCGGGAACCGGAACGUUGCUUCCUUGGCAUUCUUACAACACGGCGGAUUUGGUAAAGCGAGCGGCAGGUCGUUUGUAG
This is a messenger RNA of Trypanosoma brucei brucei TREU927, 1125 nucleotides long. RefSeq lists its product as hypothetical. Gene Ontology annotation, molecular function: structural constituent of ribosome. Gene Ontology annotation, biological process: translation. Gene Ontology annotation, cellular component: mitochondrial large ribosomal subunit. Lineage: Eukaryota; Euglenozoa; Kinetoplastea; Trypanosomatida; Trypanosomatidae. The record is from RefSeq and is a predicted model, not a curated record. Bases 1 to 1125 code for a protein of 374 amino acids. The transcript has a single exon.